AAACUGGUUACGCAUGAGGACUACCAAGCAUCUAUAAAAGGGACGUUCCUUGGCCUAUGAAGCUCAGCAUUCUCUAAGCUACAUUUCAAUCGAGAAUGACCAGAAUAUUGUUCUUCACGUCUUUGCUAUUGGCCCACAUCUUUAUCGUUGCCCAAGCGAGCCAAGGGCAACCGCAACAUUCUUCUUUAGCCGUUGCAUCCACCAGAGUCCAAUACCAUGGAGGCCCUCUCUUGACCACGCCAAAUGGCAUUAACAUUUACCUCAUAUGGUAUGGAGGAUUCUCUCAGGAAGACAGAAACUCUAUAACUGAUUUCUUCGCUUCCUUCGCGGGCUCUGGUCUUCGCCAAGGACCAUCUGUUUCUACAUGGUGGAGAACAAUCAGUACAUACAAGGACAAAGCUGGGAAACCAGGUUCCAGUACCGUUAGACUUGUCAAACAAGUUGGAGAUGUAUAUUCUUUAGGGAAGACUCUGAAGCGCGCCCAAAUAGCCAACUUUGUGAAAAGCAAGAUAGACAACAAAAUCUUUCCAUUAGACUCUACUGGAAUAUACUUAGUUUUGACUGCUAAAGAUGUUACAGUAGACCGUUUCUGCAUGGGAUCGUGCGGUUUCCAUGAGAGCAUAAUGGUAGGGGCAAUGGCUAGAGUGGUAUAUGCACACGUCGGAGACCCUUCGGUCCAAUGCCCUGGUCUUUGUGCAUGGCCUUAUGCUCUACCUGCUUAUGGCCCUCCAGGCCAAGCCUUGGUGGCACCCAACGGUGUUGGAGCCGAUGGCAUGAUCAUCAACAUUGCCACCCUUCUUGCAGGGGCUGCCAGUAACCCAUUCAAGACUGGUUACUUUCAAGGAGACGCCUUGGCACCGUUGGAGGCUGUCACGGCCUGUCCUGGAAUAUUUGGCGCUGGAGCUUAUCCCGGGUAUCCUGGAACUUUGUUGGUCGAUAAAAUGAGCAAAGCUAGUUAUAAUGCCUAUGGUGCUAAUGGUAGAAAAUUUCUUCUCCCAGCCAUGUGGGACCUGAUUAGCUUGAACUGCAAAAUUACUACUUGAGUUGUUUUCGCAUAAAGGUAUUUUAUAUAUGUUAAAACUACGCCAGAUUUACGGAAGAAUUGUUAAAAAUAGGCUUGAAGCCGUCUAAAACCCUGUAUUGAUUAUUAAAUUAAACUAGUUGAUCAUUCUGUAUCA
Molecule: messenger RNA, 1178 nt
Organism: Theobroma umbraticum
Lineage: Eukaryota; Viridiplantae; Streptophyta; Magnoliopsida; Malvales; Malvaceae
Product: protein EXORDIUM-like 2
Source: RefSeq, a predicted model, not a curated record